UCGGCGGGGUGACUCGGCGCGGUGACCCAUCGUCCCCUGCCUUGCUCGGAGUCAAGCAGCCGCGAUAUUCACGACCGCGUGGGCGAGAGAGAGAGAUGCGUGGGACGUCGGCUCAGGUUGGCUACGAUUCGAGCUGCAUUGCCGAGCCGCACCGCAGCGGUGGCCGAAGCUCGAUAGGACGGACUGCUUCGGGAGAUUCUGCACCGGCUGACGGCAGGAGCUGGUGCAGCGUGGGGCACCACCUGAGGCUUGCCGAGCCUUGGGGCCUGGCUGUGCAGGUGCAGCGGGGUGCAGGGGCAGAGCUGCUGCUGCUGUAAGCAGGCGCGACGACGCACGGAACACGCACGGGCCAAACGCGACCCACGAGAGGAGACUUGCUGGUCAAGUUGAAGGCGCGUGGCGGGGGGGGGCAGGGAGAAAACCAGGCUGGGCUACUCACACCGAGAACUCCGUCGUCUUCUGAGAGUCGCUGGGGGGGAGGGCAUGCCGGUCACCGCGUGCGGUGAUCACAUGGCAACGACGGCAGCAUGCGGAGACCAGACCAGCGAUAACUCUGCACCAGAGUCCACCGUGAACAAAGGCGCCGCUGCCACCACCACAGCCGCCACUACCACCGCCACCACCACCACCACCGCCGCCACCACCGCCACCACCACCACCACCACCGCCGCCACCACCACCGCCACCACCACCACCACCGCCGCCACCACCGCCGCCGCCACCACCACCACCACCGCCACCGCCACAUCCGCCGCCACCACCACCACCGCCGCCACCACCACCGCCGCCACCACCACCACCACCGCUGGCACCGCCACCACCGCCACCACCGCCACCACCAUUAACACCACCGCCACCACCACCGGCACCACCAUUAACACCACCGCCACCACCACCGCCACCACCGCCACCCCCGCCCCUGUUCCGGAUCCGGUUCCCCAUCACCACGCGGCUAAGCACAUCCCUGUGGUGCCAGUCCCAGCCGGGCGGCUCCACACCUUGACGGUGGGGCCGGCGCCGCACAGCGACGUGGUGCUGCACACGUGCGCGUGCGCGGAGCGGACGGGCGGCGCCGCCGUGGAGGAGACGCAGCCGAUGACCUCCAAGACACAAACGUUUCGGCAGCAGCAGCAGCAGCAGCUGGGCCGGCGCGCGGAACGGACGCUCUUCGGACUGGACGGGCUGCAGCCCGAGAAGCCGCCCGCCGGUGCCGGCAAGCGCGAGCAAGCGCCGCUAACUCUGCUGCAGCAGCAGCAGAGCGCAAAGAGAAGCAAGAAGCUCGGCCAGUGGGAGCAGCUGAAGGCGGGCGCGCUGGCGAGGCUGGAGUGGCUGUGCCUGCAGCUGUACCCCAAGCGCGCCGGCGCCGCCCAGGGCACGGGCAGCGACAGGGGCGGCGCGCAGCAGCCGCUGCCGCGGCGAGGCGAGGACGACGAGGGGGCGGCCGGGUCGGAACGGCAGGAGGACACCGUGGUGUAGGCGGGCGGGCGGGCGGGACGUGGACCGGCGUGCCGUGGGACGCCGCGAGCUCGGCGGGCGGCAGCGGCCGUCGCCGGAACGGCGCAGGGAAUCGGCUCGGACCGGUGCAACGCUCCGGUUGCCGGGUCGUCGGCGGCCCCCCGUGGAUUCACGUACGGUCAGACUGUCGGCGGCACCACUGGAUUGGUGGAUUUUCUACUGCGAAAAAACUUUACAUGGUGGAAAGUAAAACGAGCUCUGCUCGGAGAGCCGGGUGUUGAAUGGCAAUCGCGCGUCCGUCACGGGGACGUGCGGCGAUAUUUCAAGGCGUUGUUAGAUCUACGUCGAUGCUGCCACCGCCGCCAUUGUCGUCAUCGUCAAGUUUGAAAAUACUAAAUAAAUUAUUCAU
Lethenteron reissneri (Far Eastern brook lamprey) is the source of this 1864-nucleotide messenger RNA. RefSeq lists its product as uncharacterized. Lineage: Eukaryota; Metazoa; Chordata; Hyperoartia; Petromyzontiformes; Petromyzontidae. The record is from RefSeq and is a predicted model, not a curated record.